AGACUGAUACCUGUGCUGGUAAAUGGUAUGAAAUAUUCAGAGAUUGAUAUUAUUCUGUUGAAGGGGGAUGUUGAAGAAGAUGAAACUAUUCCAGAUAGUGAACAGGACAUAAGACCUCGUUUUCAUCGUUCACGGACAGUAGCUCAGCAACAUGAAGAAGAUGGUAUUGAAGAUGACGAUGAUGAAGACGAUGAUCUUGAUGAUGAUGAUACUAUUUCUGACUGGAAUUUAAGGAAAUGUUCUGCUGCUGCUCUAGAUGUCCUGGCUAAUGUAUUUCGUGAUGAACUUCUGCCACAUAUCUUGCCUCUUUUGAAGGAAUUGCUCUUCCAUCCUGAAUGGGUAGUUAAAGAAUCUGGUAUCCUUGUUCUUGGAGCAAUUGCUGAAGGCUGCAUGCAGGGUAUGAUUCCAUAUCUUCCUGAGCUGAUUCCUCACCUUAUUCAGUGCCUCUCUAACAAAAAGGCUCUUGUGCGCUCCAUUACAUGCUGGACUCUUAGUCGCUAUGCACACUGGGUAGUUAGUCAACCCCCAGACACAUACUUGAAGCCAUUAAUGACUGAGUUGCUAAAGCGUAUUCUGGAUAGCAACAAGAGAGUACAAGAAGCUGCCUGCAGUGCCUUUGCUACUCUAGAAGAGGAGGCUUGUACAGAGCUUGUUCCUUAUCUUGCGUAUAUACUUGACACUUUGGUCUUCGCAUUUAGUAAAUAUCAGCAUAAAAAUCUGCUCAUUCUUUAUGAUGCAAUAGGAACUCUAGCAGAUUCUGUUGGACAUCAUCUAAAUAAACCAGAAUAUAUUCAGAUGCUAAUGCCUCCAUUAAUCCAGAAGUGGAACAUGUUGAAGGAUGAAGAUAAAGAUCUGUUUCCUUUAUUAGAGUGCCUGUCAUCAGUUGCUACUGCCUUGCAAUCUGGCUUUCUUCCGUACUGUGAACCUGUGUACCAGCGCUGUGUAAAUCUGGUGCAGAAGACUCUUGCACAAGCCAUGUUGCACAAUGCUCAGCCAGACCAAUAUGAGGCUCCAGAUAAAGAUUUCAUGAUUGUGGCUCUUGAUUUACUCAGUGGUUUAGCUGAAGGACUUGGAGGCAACAUUGAACAGCUAGUGGCUCGCAGCAAUAUCCUGACACUAAUGUACCAAUGUAUGCAGGAUAAUAUGCCUGAGGUACGGCAGAGUUCUUUUGCGUUGUUAGGUGAUCUGACAAAGGCGUGUUUUCAGCAUGUUAAGCCUUGCAUCG
Mesitornis unicolor (brown roatelo) is the source of this 1225-nucleotide messenger RNA. Its product is annotated as transportin-1-like. The record is from RefSeq and is a predicted model, not a curated record. Gene Ontology annotation, molecular function: nuclear import signal receptor activity. Gene Ontology annotation, biological process: protein import into nucleus. The transcript is spliced from 9 exons. The annotation marks the transcript as partial. NCBI's taxonomy places the organism in Eukaryota, Metazoa, Chordata, Aves, Mesitornithiformes, Mesitornithidae. Gene Ontology annotation, cellular component: nucleus; cytoplasm.